Molecule: messenger RNA, 1615 nt
Organism: Planococcus citri (citrus mealybug)
Lineage: Eukaryota; Metazoa; Arthropoda; Insecta; Hemiptera; Pseudococcidae
Exons: 6
Coding region: 231-1538 (435 amino acids)
Biological process (GO): transmembrane transport
Cellular component (GO): membrane
Molecular function (GO): transmembrane transporter activity
Source: RefSeq, a predicted model, not a curated record
UGCAUUGGAACACCACCUGUUUUUUUCCUAACCAGUUCUUAUAUUUAUGUACUGACAUAGGUACUAAAUAGUUGGAUAGCCAAUCAAAUUUGAUACCACGUUUUCGAGAUUAGACUCCUCUCGUUGCCGAAUUUUUUAAUAGUAACUAUAUUGUUGUAUGUUUUUCAAGUUCACACUUAGUUAGUGCGUUCGAAUAUAAUUUUCGUUGCCCUUUUUAAAAUUUAGUUACAAUGAUCGAAUUGGUGUUUUUCUUCCACUACAUUUCGGAUCUCGUGCUUAGUCAGGUCAACCUUUACCUAUACCUGCACAAAGCCUGCCUUGCCAAUACAACGACCGAAAAAACUUACGGAGCUUGCUACAUUGACCAACAAGGAUUUACUUUAGUCUCUAAAGUCACAGGUUCUUAUUAUCGUUGGGCUAUGUUAUUUCUGUGCGUAUUUUAUGUAUCAUUAGCCACAUCUUGGAGCGACACAUCCGGUCGGCGUCGAAGACCACUCGUCUUCAUAGCGAUUUUCGGGCAAAUCAUGCAGUCCAUCAGUGGCUUAAUAAAUCAUUUUUUCGAUUCGAGUUUGAUAGUGGCAGCCAUUUCUAAUAUGAUUUUCGAGUUCAUUGGAGGAAUACACAUGAUGUUUGUGGUGGCACAGAUUUACAUAUGUGAGAUAUCCGCUGUAGGAAAUCGUACCAUGAGGUUGGGGCUGUUAUGGGUAGUCAGGCUUGUAUGUCAGCUACUUGGCAGUGGAAUUGCAAAUAAAUAUGUAUUCGGUUUUGGAUUUUACUACUCGUAUACCUUAUGUAUUGUACUGUCAAUUAUUUCACUGGUACUAGCUGCCCUUCUAGUCAAAGAUAAAUUUGUCAUUCCGGAGGAGAGACGGAGUCUUUUGCGAUUGUUCGAUGUGACCCGAAUUGUCCACUGUUUCAAAUUGGUGUUUAAGAAAAGCCUAGGAAGUAAACGACUGCUUGUUUUGUUGCUAUUGAUCGCGUACGUUGUGGUGUAUUGUGUUUAUCAAGGUGAAAAUGGAACUGCGUCUUACGUUAUUAGUUAUCAACUUGCAUCGCUCGACAGUAGAGUUCAUUGGAAUGCUCUUCUCUUUGUUAGAAAUCUUGCAAUCAUUUUCAACACCCUGCUUUGUUGUGUCAUCCUGAGUAAAUGCUUAAAAAUCCGCGAUGUUUCGAUUGGAAUUUUUGCCGGCAUCUGUAAUCUCAUCGGAGUCAUUCUUCAUUUCUUGGUUGGUCAGAUAUGGCACGUGUAUAUUGCGGCGCUGUUAAAUGCUUUUCAUGGUGUGGUAUUAUUCACCACAGUUUCUUUUUUGAGCAAAUUUUACGACGGUAAAGAAUUUGGAAGGUUGUUCGGUGUGCUCAAUAUCUUAUUUUGCUUGGCUUUAAUCAGCGAAUGGGCGUAUAGCAUUCUUUUUGUAAAAACUGCCAACUGCUUUUUGCCAGCUGUAUUCAUAAAUAGUUUUUUCUUAAAUGCUACAGUUUUAGUAUUAUACUGUAUUUCGUUCAUGUUUUGGCGAUUGGUGAGUGAUCCUGUAUCGUGAAGAAUUUCAACUUAUGAAAAUUGAUCAAUAUUUUGUUCACAGAAAUACAUUCUUGAUUUCUUGUAUUAGCUAAAGAA